Messenger RNA from Meloidogyne enterolobii, 1080 nucleotides. The record is from the annotation of a GenBank genome assembly. Lineage: Eukaryota; Metazoa; Nematoda; Chromadorea; Rhabditida; Meloidogynidae.
AUGGCUAAUAAAUUUAUUCUAGUUCCUGAAGAAAUUUACAAAGGUUUGACAACCCAAGAUUCAGGGGAACCAAACUUGGAUUUUAUUCGUCAAGGUUUAGAGAAAACAAAAUUGAAAAGGGAGACACCUAGUGCAAAAAAUGUACACUAUAAUCAGGAGCUUAGGCGAUAUUUGCAAUUAAGAAACGAGCAGCAAAAUAGACCGGUUAAGGUGGAGAUGGUUGCUAGUCCAAAGGGUGCAAUUAUGAAUACUACAGCCUCCCUUCCGGCUUCAAAUAUUGGGGAAGACGACGAUAAUAUAUGGAUGAGUGAUGAUAUGUCCUUUAGUUCGUAUCCAAAAGAGACACCAUCUUAUAACAUUAUACCGCCUAUUCUGCCAGAUAUUAAACCAACAAUUACAUUAAAACCGAAAAAACCUACUACCUAUUACAAACCCCCGAAAAGAAAAAGAGGUGAAGAGGAGAUAGGUAGCAAUAAAAGAAGACCUUUGAUAGAUUACGAAAUCAAACCAAUUAAAAAUGAAAUAGGUGAUGAUGGUUUUGAUGACUAUAGAAAGAAGGAAAAGAAAAGACAAUAUUUAGAAAGGAAGAAGGCUAUCAGAGAAGAAAAAAUUCCUUAUACCCCACAAUACCAUAAGGAGGUUACAUAUGUUCCACCACCACCACCACCACAAGGAACAAAAAGGUUACAGUAUAUUAAUAUUGAGGAAGGUAAAAGGAAAAGGAUUGAUGAGUUAGAGCAGAAAAAGGAAAGCCUACGAAAAAUAAGAGAGGAUCAAAGGCUAGAAAAUAUUAGGAAAGGGAAAAAGGAAAGGGAAUUAAAAAGAAGUGGUAUAAGAAAACUAAAAAUCCCCCUAGACCAAUCAGCAAUGUUAAAGGCUAGACAAGAGGAUGACAUUCGAAGGCGUCAAAAGUUAAAACGAAAGUGGCAAGGUCCAGACGAAAGCCCCUUCUUAACGCUAAAGAGAGUCAAACCCGUUACGAAAAAACAAUCCGCAAGAGCAAGCAAAGAAUGGAUGCAGAGGCUUAUAAAAGCCAAGCGCAAAGCAAGUAACAAAUCAUUUAAACCUUCAUUGUGGUAA